AUGUCCCGAAACGCCUCCAUUGGGUUUGGGACCAAGAGGCAUGUCCCAAUUGGCCCAAAUCCACCAACAUCUCCUGAAAGCCCUCCCGUAAAUUUUGGCACCAAGAGGCGUGUCCCAAUAGGACCAAAUCCAGCAACAUCUCUCGAAAUUCCUCCAUUGGGUUUAAGGGCUAAGAGGCAUGUCCCAACUAGCCCAAAUCCAAAAACAUCUCCGGAAAGCCCUCGCUUAAAUUUAGGCACGAAGAGGCGUGUCCCAACUGGACCAAAUCGAGCAACAUCUCCCAAAACGCCUCCAUUGGGUCUAGGAACUAAGAGGUGUGUCUCAACUGGCCCAAAUCCAGCAACAUCUCCUCAAAGCCCUCCGUCAAGUUUAGGGACCAAGAGGCGUGUCCCAAAAGGACCAAAUCCAGCAACAUCUUCAGAAAGCCCUCCCUUAAAUUUAGUCACCAAGAGACGUGUCCCAACUAGACCAAAUCUAGCAACAUCUCCCGAAACGCCUCCAUUGGGUUUAGAGACCAAAAGGCGUGUACCAACUGGCCCAAAUCAACCAACAUCUCCUAAAAGGCCUCCCUUAAAUUUAGGAACCAAGAAGCUUGUCCCAACUGAACCAAAUCCAACAACACCUCCCGAAACGCCUCCAUUGGGCACCAAGAGGAGUGUCCCAACCGGACCAAAUAUAGUAACAUCUCCCGAAACGCCUCCAUUGGGUCUAGGCAUUAAGAGGUGUGUACCAACUGGCUCUAAACCAGCAACAUCUCCUCAAAGCCCUCCAUCAAGUUUAGGGAUCAAGAGGCGUGUCCUAACAGGACCAAAUCCAGCGACAUCUCUAGAAACGCCUCCAUUGGGUCUAGGGGCUAAGAGACGUGUCCCAACUGGCCCAAAUCUAGCAACAUCUUCUGAAAGCCCUCCUUUAAAUUUAGUCACCAAGAGGCGUGUCCCAACUAGACCAAAUCAAGCAACAUCUCUCGAAACGCCUCCAUUGGGUUUAGGGACCAAGAGGCGUGUACCAAUUGGCCUAAAUCCAGCAACAUCUCCUGAAAGGCCUCCCUUAAAUUUAGGCACCAAGAGGCGUGUCCCAACUUGA
Molecule: messenger RNA, 1083 nt
Organism: Cucurbita moschata (crookneck pumpkin)
Lineage: Eukaryota; Viridiplantae; Streptophyta; Magnoliopsida; Cucurbitales; Cucurbitaceae
Product: proline-rich proteoglycan 2-like
Exons: 2
Coding region: 1-1083 (360 amino acids)
Source: RefSeq, a predicted model, not a curated record